Gadus macrocephalus (Pacific cod) is the source of this 6142-nucleotide messenger RNA. RefSeq names its product collagen, type XV, alpha 1b (gene col15a1b). The record is from RefSeq and is a predicted model, not a curated record. Bases 970 to 5007 code for a protein of 1345 amino acids. The transcript has 41 exons. Lineage: Eukaryota; Metazoa; Chordata; Actinopteri; Gadiformes; Gadidae.
AGGGUCGGGAGUAAUUAGAGAGAGAGGGAGAGGCAGACGAGAGAGAGAGGACACAACGAGAGGAGAGGGACGAGAGAGGAACUCUGAGGAACUUUACCAACCAAAAGAAGAGACACUGGGAAGGAGGAUGUCAUCCCUGGAGCAAGUCAGACUUAAUGUGUGAAUCCUUUCUGAGUUGGGACUCUGCUGAGUGUGUGAGUGUAGAGAUCCACUCUGAGUGGGUUCUCUGCUGAGUGUGUGAGUGUGUUAACUCUGCUGAGUGUGUGAGUGUGUUAACUCUGCUGAGUGUGUGAGUGUAGUGAUCCACUCCUAGUGGGGACUCUGCUGAGUGUGUGAGUGUGUUAACUCUGCUGAGUGUGUGAGUGUAGUGAUCCACUCCUAGUGGGGACUCUGCUGAGUGUGUGAGUGUAGUGAUCCACUCCUGCUGUGUGUGAGUGUUGUGAUCCACUCCUAGUGGGGACUCUUCUGAUUGUGUGAGUGUAGUGAUCCACUCCUAGUGGGGACUCUGCUGAGUGUGUGAGUGUAGUGAUCCACUCCUGCUGUGUGUGAGUGUAGUGAUCCACUCCUAGUGGGGACUCAGCUGAGUGUGUAUGAGUGUGUUAACUCUGUUGAGUGUGUUGGUGAGUGUAGUGAGUCCUCUCUUAUUGGGGACUUUUCAGUGUGUGUGAGUGUGUAAACUCUGUUGAGUGCGUUGGUGAGUUUAGUGAGUCCUCUCAUUGUGGGGAAUGAGUGUGUUGACUGUACCCUAUACGUGUUCUUUCGUUUCGGGGGUCCAGGGGGGACGAGCCGGUCCUACCGCAGUGUGCUUGCGUGUCGAAGGCUCCGCAGCUCCAAGCACCUGUGAGGGUGUGUGAGUUUGUGUGAGAGUGGGUGAGUGUGUGUGAGAGUGUGUGAGAGUGUGUGAGUGUGUGUGAGAGUGUGUGAGUGUGUGUGAGAGUGUGUGAGUGUGUGUGAAAGUGUGUGUUCAGGAUGGGGACCCUCUCGCUCCUCCUGCUCCUCUGCGUCACCGCAGCAGACGCCCAAUGGUGGUCUCUGAUCUUUGGAGGUCUAGACGACACCACCACCACCUCCUCCCCCUCCUCCACCCCCUCCUCCUCCCUUCUCCCCUCCGAUGGGCCAGACCCCAGCCCCCCGGGCGGCACUAGAGAGGGCUUUACUAGUAGAGGGACCACCGGAGACCUGGUGGCCAGUCAGAGGGUUGUUGGGUCCAGCCCCCCCCAGUGGCCCACCGCGGCCCCCCACCCACACAGGACCACAGGGCCCCAGUCUCCCGGCAGGACUCCGGUCCCAGAGAGACCCAACAGCAGCAGAACCAGAGCUCAACACAGACCUCUGAAACUGUGGAGGAGUGACGGAGGGGCUGGGCGUCACCUGGACCUAAUGGCGCUGGUGGGCGUGCCUCUCCCCCCCGGCGUCUCCUUCGCCCGCGGGUUCGAUUCCCUCCCAGCGUUCAGCUUCGGCCAGGAGGCCAGCGUGGGCCGGCUGGCCCGGACUCUCCUCCCCGGACCCUUCUACCGGGACUUCAGCAUCAUCGCCACGGUGCGGCCCAGCGGCCCCAGAGGGGGGGUUCUGUUCUCCAUCCUGGAUAGCGCCCAGCAGGGGGUGGAGCUUGGGCUGGCUUUAGGACCCGCCCAGCAGGGCCUCCAGAGCAUCCUGCUGUACCACCGGCCGCCGCGGGGGCCCGCCCACACCCACGCCGCCGCCCGCUUCACCGUCCCCGAGCUGACGGAGCAGUGGACCCGCUUCACUGUGGCGGUGGAGGGGGCGGAGGUACGUCUAUAUAUGGACUGUGGGGAGGCAGAGCUGGCGGUUUUCCACAGGGGAGGGGCCCCCCUCCUCUUCCCUCAUGACGCCGGGAUCUUCGUCGGGAACGCAGGCGGGACGCGGCUCCACAAGUUUGUUGGCUCUAUCCAACAGCUAGUGAUCAGAGACGACCCGAGGGCAGCUGAGGAGCAAUGUGACGAAGAUGAUCCUUAUGCGUCUGGAGAUUCCAGUGGAGACGACAGAGACAAAGAGGAGGAAAUGAUGAAGAACAAAGAGGAGGAGAAACACAACACAUACCAGGAAGAGGACCGGGAACCAGUGCAGGCUCCACCUACUGAAGCUCCAGAGGCGGAGCCUGAGCAGCAUCCUAGUCAGCUGACCUCGACAGAGGCCAAUGAGGUCGUAGAGAGGACAGGUCCGUACCAGUCCCAGGGGCCAGGGGGGAGGAGCCAGAGUUCAAAGGCGGUCCAUGGAGAAGGCCCCAAAGGCGGGAGAGGAGAGCCAGGCCCCGCGGGGCCCCCCGGUCUCCCCGGCCCCCCAGGCACCUAUCCUCCUGCUCAGGGAGGAGUGCUACUGGAGGCCCCGGCUCAGCCAGGCCCCCGGGGGCCAGCAGGCCCAACAGGCCCUCCGGGACCCAGUGGAGGAGCAGGGAGAGACGGGGCCACGGGAAGCAAGGGAGAAGUUGGAGACCCAGGCCUCAGAGGAGCUCAGGGCUUCCCUGGUCUAGCUGGAGAGGUUGGAGCCAAAGGAGAGAAGGGAGACAGUGGUGUGGGGUUACCAGGGCAACCGGGCCUCCCCGGCCCUCCAGGACCACCAAGAUCACGAAGCGUCCCUUAUGGAGCCGACGCCCUGGGAUCUGGAUCUGAGGACCAGGAGGUCUCGGAGCUGCUCAGGGGCCCCCCCGGUCCGCCCGGUCCACCUGGACCCCCUGGACACGACCCCCUGAACCGCGGCGUCGCCCCGGGCCCUGGAUCCCCUGGACCCCCUGGGGGGCGCGGCCAGGCAGGACUGCCAGGGACCCCAGGCCUCCCAGGAAGAGAUGGGGUAGCAGGUCUUCCUGCAGGUGUGGGAGAGAAGGGUGAGUCAGGACUCCCCGGGCCAGCAGGACCAAAGGGGGAGUGUGGAGCUGUGGGCGUGGCCGGCCCCCCCGGGGUCAGGGGCCCCCAUGGACCCAGCGGCCCCGCCGGCCGCCCUGGACCCCCAGGACCCCCCGGAGGCCCAGGGAGCAGGUUCUUCUUGGAGGACUUGGAAGGUUCUGGAAAGACGGACCUGCUCAUCGGUGCUGGAGUCCGUGGUGCACAGGGUGCACCUGGGCCUCCCGGAGCUCAAGGAAUAAAGGGUAAAGACGGAGUCCCCGGGACACCUGGGCUGUCAGUCAAGGGAGAGCGCGGGGAUCCAGGAGCUGAGGGACAGGCCGGUCUGGCAGGGCUGCCAGGGGCCAGGGGCUCUAAGGGGGAGAAGGGAGCCUCAGGACUGAAGGGGGAUCGUGGCGAGGGCGGGCUGAGUAUUCAGGGGCCCCCCGGCCCCCCCGGGGCGCCAGGACCAAUCAUCAGCCUGCAGGAACUCCUGAACGACACUGAGGGAGUGUUUAACUUCACCGAGAUCAGAGGACCGCCCGGCCCAGUGGGUCCUGAAGGUUUGCCUGGCAGAGCAGGAUUUCCUGGGCCGCGGGGGCCUAAAGGGGACGGGGGCCCCUCUGGGGGCCUGGGGGCCGCAGGCCAAAAGGGAGAUAAGGGGGAGCCUGGAGUGACCAUCGCAGCAGACGGCUCCCUCCUGCUGGGGGCCAGAGGGCCGCAGGGGCCCCGGGGGGCCAAGGGAGACCGUGGCGUUCCAGGCCCUGCUGGCUUCAUCGGGCCCAUCGGUCCCCAGGGCCUCAAAGGAGAAUACGGCUUCCCCGGGCGACCGGGCCGUCCCGGGUCGUCUGGUAGGAAAGGCGACAAAGGAAACUCUUCAGGACCUCCAGGUCGUCCUGGCCCCCCUGGUCCACCGGGAAGAGUUCUGGUGCUGAACGGACAGACAGGUGUUAGAGUAGCUGCAACAAAAGGAGAAAAAGGAGAUGAAGGAAAACCUGGAGAGACAGUGUUGUUUCUCCCUCUCUCUCCCCAGGGUGCUGAGGGAGAGCUGGGCUACAGGGGGGUGAAGGGCGAGAAGGGCGACACCGGCUCCACGGGUCGGCCCGGAGCCCCGGGGCGCCCCGGGCUGGUGGGUCCGAAGGGGGAGUGCACGGUGGGCCCUCCAGGACCGGCCGGAGAGCCAGGUCAUCCCGGGAGUUCAAGGUCCGGACGGCCUGGCCCCAAGGGACCCCCCGGCCCCCCCGGCCCCCCGCCUGCUUACGGAGCAGCUGUCAACAUCCCCGGACCCCCCGGACCCCCUGGAUCCCCCGGGGCCAAAGACCUCUUCAGCCCAGUGAGGUCGUACCAGACGCUCCAGGCGCUGUCCCGGGAGGGGGAGGGGCUGAGGGAGGGCAGCCUGGCGCUGGUGUCGGAGAGCGGGGAGUUGUACCUGCGGACGCUGAGUGGCUGGCGGCCCCUGCUGCUAGGCCAGUUGCUCCAGCUGCCCGCAGACAGCCCCUCCUCUCCUCUCAGCAGAUCAGCAGCACGAAGAGCGAGGACACACACUCCUAGCCAGGAGCUGCAGGAGUCCAGUAGAGGGUACCAGCCCAGCUACAACCUGCUUCCCCAGACCGUCUCUGCAGUACCUGGGCUCCGCCUGGUGGCUCUGAACUCCCCCCUGCGGGGCGACAUGCGGGGGAUACGGGGGGCCGAUUUCCAGUGCUACCAGCAGGCGCGAGCGGGGGGGCUGACCUCCACCUACCGGGCCUUCCUAUCCUCCCACCUCCAGGACCUAGCAACAAUCGUCAGGAGGAACGACCGCCACAGCAUGCCCGUCGUCAACCUCCAUGGGGAGGUUCUGUUCAGCAGCUGGGCGUCAAUCUUCUCAGGGAAUGGGGGCGUGUUUAACCCUGCCACGCCCCUCUACUCCUUUGACGGCCGUGACGUCCUGACCGAUCCGGCAUGGCCAGAGAAGCAGGUGUGGCAUGGUUCGAGUGUGGUGGGCGUGCGAGCCACGACUAGCUACUGUGAGGCGUGGCGGGCGGGCGACCGGGAGGUCACAGGCUACGCCUCCCUUCUCCAGACGGGCCGCCUGAUUGGUCAGCACAGCCGCUCCUGCUCCACCCCUCUGGUGGUCCUCUGCAUCGAGAACACCUAUGUAGCAAACGCACCCCCACCCAGCAGGGCCUGAGGGGCGUGGCUACUACCACAGGGCAUGUUUAGUACGGGGGUGGGGUUAGGGACAGAUGUUACUGAGGGGGCGGGGCCAGGGUAGAAAACCAGUAACUGCCAGAGGGUGAUCGGAGGAGGUCAUGGGGGAGUCAGGAGGGACUAGGGGGGGUGGGGGAGGUCAUGGGGGGUGGAGGAGGGGCUAGGGGGUUUCAUAUGUUAGAUGAAACUAGUUUUUAUUUGACUUCCUCUCAUUUUGUAUUACACGUGUAAAAUUACUUUGAUCAAAACUGAGUUCCUCUUCACAUUCCUACAAGAUAUGAUUGAUUGUUAUUGAUACCUUAUUGAUACCCCAAUCCUAGAGUUGUUUCUAUUUGAUCAAUUCUGCCCCACAUUUCAUUCGUUGUGGAUGUAGUAUUUUUGUAGCUGAUGUUUAGGGUAUUUGUAUGCUAUUAUUUUUGCGUAUUAUUGCUCUCUGUGUGAUUUGAGUUGUUUUAGGGAGUCCGUGUCAACAAUCACCAGUUUACAUUUUCUCCCUUGAUAUAAGGUCUUAAGGUAAUUAAAGAUGAUGAAGUGUCCCUCUUCAGAAUCCACCACAUCACGUUAUGGUGGAAUACUGAAGAUGGUCCCAGCAUACUGGACACAGCUUUGUGUGCAUUAUUAAAUACUUUUCAGUAUUAUUAAACACUGUGCAGCGUUAUUCAAUGCUGUGCAGUAUUAAUCAAUACUAUUCAGUAUUUUGAAAUACUAUUCAGUAUUAUUAAAAACUUUGCAGUAUUAUUAAAUACUAUUCAGUAUUAUUAAAUCCUGUGCAGUAUUAUUAAAUACUAUUCAGUAUUAUUAAACACAAUUUAGCGUCUCUUAAAACGUUUCAGGAUUAUUUAAUGCUUUUGAAUAUUAUCAAAUUCUUUCCAGCAUUUUUAAAUACUUAAAUCAACAAAAUUCUUCUCUUAAUUUAUGUUUUAGGUGCACAGAAUCUGAACAGAUAGACAUAUUUUUUCACUAUGAAUUCUGAAGUGUUGAGUUUUCUAUUUAUGCAAGUUUUGAUUCUAGUUAUGAUCCUAUUUGUUCUGAGGUCAGGAGAAGCUGAGAUGUUGAAGAGGAGAACAAACUUAUAUUCACUGACUCUGAAUUAAAGUCUGAUUUCAUUUUCUAAA